AUGACAAGCAUUAAAUUGGAUAAAAAAAAAGACGAAUGUGAAAAAAAAUACUAUGAUAAUAAUCGAUGUGUGUUAAAUGAAAUAAAGUUGGAAAACAAAUUUUCAAAUAUCAAAGACAUUGAAUUUAAAUCGAACAAAAAUAAUAAGAAAGAAACAUUUAUAAAUAAAAAAAGGAAGAAUGAAAAUAUAUUAACUCAAAGAAUUGUUCAAAUAAAAAAAGAGAAUACACAUGUUUUAAAUAAUUCUGAUAUAGUAUGCAAUAUAUUAUCAUUUUUAACAUUUGCUGAAAGGUGGAAAUAUAAAAUAAUAAGUAUGUCUUUUUAUAAUGCAUUUAAUACAAAAUAUGGAUGGAAUAGUGUUGAUUUUCGUUUUUUUAAUAUAGAUUUAUUAAAUAUGAAUUUUUUGGAUAAAUAUAAAAAACUUCUUUUUAACACAAAUGGAUUAUUUUUAUCAGUUCAUGAAAAUGAGAAUGUAGAAGAAAUAAUUAAUUUUUCUAUAAAUAAUUUUAAAAAUAUUAAAGAUCUUAGAUUAUAUUUUCGAAAAAAAAAUACAAAUUAUAUAUAUGAAGGUAUACACCCAACUGUUGCAAAUUUAUUAAACAAUAAAUUUUUAAAUGAAAAAAAAAAAAAAAAAAAAAAAAACGAAAAAUACACUUUUAAUAAUACUUGUUAUGCGCCUAAUCAAUUAGAAGAUAUAUUGAAAUUUACAGAAAAUGAAACAGAAUCUUAUCAUACAUAUAAUUCUAAUAAUAAUGAAUCAGAAAUAGACAAUAAACAAUUUCAUGAAUAUAAUAAUAUUAAUUAUUAUUUUAGCACAUUUCCAUAUUAUUCUAUUGAUUAUGAUCCCGACUUUUCUGAAUCAUUUUUCACUAAUUGUAAUACAUUUCAUCUUUCACGAUCCAAAAAUUCCCCAAAAAAUUCUGAGAAUAAUAAUAUAAAAAAUGAUACAAUACAAAAAUAUAUGAAUAUUUUAAAAAAAAAUAAUGUGUGUAAAAAUUUAGAAAUGAAAAUCGAUUUUCAUAAUUUAGAAAGAUUAGUAUUGGAUGUGGAAAUUAAAGGAAAUGAUCUUUUAUGUUUUGUUGGAAAAUUCAAAAAUUUAAAAGAUAUAAUAAUUAGUAAAUUAUUAUAUUCUGAUAAUUUAAAUAGAUCUCAAAUUGUAACAAUAUUUACUUGUUUUGUUGAUAAAAUUAAACAAAAUAAUAUUCGAAUUAUACAACUUGGCUUAUAUUUUAGACAUGAACACAAAAAAACAAAUUAUUUAAAUAACGAAACAUUUAGAAAACUUUUAAAUGAACAUACUAAUUCUUUUUAUGAUAUUAAUAAUGAAGAAGGGGAUGAAUUAAUAUCUAUUUUGUAUAAAAAACAUUCAGAAUCAUUAUAUUGUUUGUGGAGUAAUGAUUUAUUUAUAUCCUAUGAAAUGUAUGAGAGUAUCAAAAAAUUUAGAAAUUUAAAGAUAUGGACUCUUCCAGGAUGGAGUGCCUUGUCUUUUGCCAAACUAUAA
This is a messenger RNA of Plasmodium berghei ANKA, 1500 nucleotides long. RefSeq names its product conserved Plasmodium protein, unknown function. Bases 1 to 1500 code for a protein of 499 amino acids. NCBI's taxonomy places the organism in Eukaryota, Apicomplexa, Aconoidasida, Haemosporida, Plasmodiidae. The record is from RefSeq and is a predicted model, not a curated record. The transcript is spliced from 2 exons.